AACGUAAUCCGAUGAGAGAGGGUGUCUCUUAGGGAGAAAGCACUUUAUGAGUGAAACAAUUAAUUCAUACACGAGUUCUGAAUUGCUGCAUGGCUUUCGGAUACAGCCACAGCGCACAAAGACCUUUCACCAAAUGAUGUGUGAUGCGAGGCAUAGCGAGAGCCCGAAUAGAGCGAGCUUACGGGAGAGAGACCGAGGUAGCAUCUGCUGAGCUUUGUAGUCAAACCUAUAGGGGGACUGUUACCAAUGGGAGGAAAGAAAUCUAAGUAUCAAAAUAUUGAGGGUAAAUGCACGUCAGACAAAGAUGAAGCUUACCAAAAGAAGGGAGGGGAUCCUAACCCUGACGACUACGAGAAGUUGUACUUUAAGGCGGAGUUUACGGCGAUGGACAAGGAGAACCGAGGGAAACUGACCACCUCGGAGUUCGUCAAACUAAUGAUGUUCCUGGGGUACGGAGAACGAUGGAAAGUAGAUGAGCUGUUGAAAGCUGUUAAUCCAGAAGGAGAUGGGUAUAUAACCAUUGAUGAGUUCUACUCAGCUAUGAAACGUCCUGGAGUCACAGAAGGCACAUCGCGACUACGAGACAUAUUCUUCAAGUUUGACGACAACAAAGACGGCCGAGCAACGAAGGAACAGAUUCUGCAAGGCUUUGCAGACAUGGGAAUUGAAGUUGACGACGAAAUCAAGGAAAAGAUCAACAAACUGGAUACCAAUAACGAUGGUAAAGUGGCCUAUCAGGACUUUGUAAAAAGCCAGCUGUUGACGAAAGGAGUCCUCAAGUAGCAAACGACAAUUAGGAGAAAUUUAUACUUACAAAUGACUAUUCUCCGGGUGCGGCUACAUGUGUGCAAUGAAGGAUAUUUUUCGGUGUCAUGGGCAAACGUGUUUAUAAUUACAUUGAAAGAGCUAGGAC
Magallana angulata is the source of this 913-nucleotide messenger RNA. RefSeq names its product calmodulin-4-like. Bases 247 to 783 code for a protein of 178 amino acids. The record is from RefSeq and is a predicted model, not a curated record. Lineage: Eukaryota; Metazoa; Mollusca; Bivalvia; Ostreida; Ostreidae. Gene Ontology annotation, molecular function: calcium ion binding. The transcript is spliced from 4 exons.